AUGUUUGGUAAAUUGUUGAAGGUAUUUGGUUGUUGUUGCGCCAAGAAAACUGAAGCUCCGAAACCGCAACUGUCUGGCUUGAAACUCAACAAGCAACAAGUCAAACCAUCACUUGAGAGUCCAUCUUUCACUGGACAAACCACGGAGUCAAUUGGGUGUUGGCUUUAUGCUUCUGAAAGGGUGAGUUGAGAAUUUGUCUAGAUUUACUGUAGAUUUUAGCGCUAAAAAUUGCCUAAUUUUGAGAUUAAAAUGCCUAGAAUUACUGUAGAAAGCUAAAAACCAACAAUAUUUUUCCAGGCUGGCUCCCCUCAAGAAGUCACCCCUCUUGCUGUCGAAGCUUUUGAUGAUGAGGAACUUGGAGUUCAGCCAACUCAACGCGACGAUUAG
Caenorhabditis angaria is the source of this 387-nucleotide messenger RNA. Lineage: Eukaryota; Metazoa; Nematoda; Chromadorea; Rhabditida; Rhabditidae. The record is from the annotation of a GenBank genome assembly.